UUUGCAGUUAUUGUGAAUUAAAUUCAGUGGAUAUUACAUAAAUUAAGUGGUAUCUGUUCGGAUUGUUAUAAUGAAUCCAGUAUUAACGUGAAAUAGAGUGUAUAUCGCAGCGGCAUAUCGAUUUCGGGUCUUGAAAAGCAAAAGAAUCCAGUAGUACAAAAUGCUGUUAGAAAAUGUAGUUUUAUUUGAUGGAGGUUGGAGUCCGGCUGGUAGGCGUGAUCCUGCGCAUACUGAACCUGCUCCUUACGCCAAUAUUCUGGCUUCGAGCGCGCAACAACAAGCGAGUGCCGCCAAUCAAAGACGACAUCCUGCUGAGGAGCGCGACCGACCUGGCCGCUGCUAUACGGAAAGGAGAGCUCACAAGUGAAAGAAUAACGCUCGCGUUCAUCGCGCGAACCCAAGAAGUGAAUAUUCUCCUAAAUGCCGUGGUCGAUGAUAGAUGUAGUGCAGCUCUAGAAGAAGCCCGAGCAUUAGAUCUGGAGAUCAGUAAAGCUAGACGGGAGGGAAGGGUGGAGCAAUUGUUUAAGGAUAAACCGCUGUUGGGAGUCCCGUUCACUGUUAAGGAGAGUUGCUCUUUGGAAGGUCUAUCAAACGCAGUAGGAUGCCUAGAAUUCGCGGGUCGGAAGGCUACCAAAGAUGGGGAAGCGGUUCGUCGCAUGAAGCUAGCUGGAGGCAUUCCCUAUUUAGUGACCAAUACGCCAGAACUUUGUCUCGGGUGGGAAACCACCAAUUUGCUUUCUGGGACCACGAAUAACCCGUACUGCUUGAAUAAAACGCCUGGAGGCUCUUCGGGAGGAGAGGCGGCCUUAUUAGCAUGCGGCGCGUCACCAAUAAGCGUGUCAUCGGAUAUCGCAGGCUCCAUUCGCAUCCCGGCGGCUUUCUGCGGCGUGUUUGGACACAAACCGAGCCCGGGUAUAAUACCAAUAGAGGGUCACAUUCCCACCCUUAACGAUGAGAACUACAGCAAGUUCCUAGCGGUAGGGCCCAUGAGUCGACAUGCGGAGGAUCUGCCCUUGCUCAUGAAUAUCAUGGGCGGGGACGCGUGUAAGAAAUUGGAUCUGGACAAACCGGUGGAUUUCACAAAAUUGAGGGUGUUCGUAAUGACGGAAGCGUCGAAAUCAAUAGCGCUGUCCCGAGUGAGUAGUGACAUACAGCACGCGCUGCGACGAGCUGCCAACGCGCUGCAGGCGAAAGGCGCUACACGGUGCUAUGAUGAUUUUAAAGAUCUCGACGAUUCGGUUGAGAUGUCCAUUUCUGUGUUUUUCGCUAUGAAGGACAUUCCAAACAUGCUACAAGACCCGGCUAAUCCUAAGCAAGACAAAAACCUUUUUACGGAACUGGUAAAAUACGUUUUUGGUCUCGGAUCUCGAUCUCUUCAAGGGCUGGGUUUCGCACUCAUACACAAGUCAAAUUUAUUCAUUCCCGAUAAUAGAACUAAAUACUAUCAAGAAAAGGCUGAGAAGUUUAAGGAACAUAUCCAGCGGUUGCUAGGCGACACGGGCGUGCUGCUGUACCCGGCGCACAGCGGGCCUGCGCACGCGCACGGCCGCGUGUUCGUGCGCGCCGCUGGUGUUGCCUACACCAUGCUGCACAACGUGCUGGGCCUGCCCGCCGCCGCCGUGCCCGUGCCCGCGCGCCCGCUGCCGCUCGCCCUGCAGGUUAUAGCAGCUCCAAAUCAAGACCGCCUAUGUUUAGCAGUAGCCAAAGAAUUGGAAAACGCCUUCGGAGGCUGGCAAUUUCCCCAUGCUUAAAUUUUAGGAUACUACUUGUAAAUAAUUUCUUGUAUUGUUAUUGUAACCGUAAACAUUAUAACUAAUGUCAAGAUAAAAAUUAUUUUUUAAAAUUAUGUACAGAUUUUUAUUGUGAAUGUUGUAAUGUAAGAGACUUUUUAAAAGAGAUUUUUACAUGUGUUUCUAUAAAUAAACUGAUGAAAAUAACUGAAUGAAAUAUCAAUUGAAUAAUGCCAAAAUAUAUUUUACAAUUAGCACUCAAAGUCCACUUUCAUAUACCUACGCAUAAAGUAUUAACAUUAUUUUGUGCGCACAAUGCACAUAUUGUAAUAAGAGAUUUAAAUUGUGAAUAUUAUAAAAUACAUAUUACAUAAAAUAAAAGUAAUUUUUAGCACAGAGCCAUCUCUGUUGUUGUAUCAUUCAUAGUUCAUUAAAUUUACUUAUAAAGUUGAAUGUGAUACAGCCACUAGUAUAACGUGGUAUUGUUGGGUAAGUUGAAAGUAUUCUUUAGGAUAAGUACUUAUUUAAUUCUUCUCUGUUUCAAUGAGGAUUUAAAUUCCCUUCUUUUCUAUGGAAAUGGAAUGAAGACAAUUGAUAAAAAUAUUUAUUAACUGUCAUAAGUUUUACUAUUCAUGUUAUCAAUAAUAAUAAAUUUAGAAAAAUACCUACCUACUAAUUUAAACUGGUUUUUGCCUAAUAUUUAUUGUAAAUAAUGAAAUAAUAUACAACAAUUUUAAUAAAUAUAAUAGUAUAUAAUUUAAUUUGGUCUGUUUACAAUUAUAUAUUUAAUGAAGUAAGAAUCUCGAAAAAUCUUUAUUUUGUUGAUGUUUUUUAAUGUUUGGUUUUGCUACAAAAUAAAUCUUCAUGUGAUAAUG
Molecule: messenger RNA, 2605 nt
Organism: Colias croceus (clouded yellow)
Lineage: Eukaryota; Metazoa; Arthropoda; Insecta; Lepidoptera; Pieridae
Product: fatty-acid amide hydrolase 2-A-like
Exons: 13
Coding region: 189-1751 (520 amino acids)
Source: RefSeq, a predicted model, not a curated record